AUGGCCUCCCCGCGGCUGGAGACCUUCUGCUGCCCGAACCGCGACGCGGCCACGGAGUUUGUGGUCACCUUCCAGCCCGUCCUGUUCGGGGCUCUGAGUCUGGGGAGCGCUUCCUUGAGCUUCAUAUUCGCCGUUUUGCAAGUUCUGCCGAAGCGGAAGGGCUACCGGCGGCUCGGACAGUACCCCCUGCCCCGGCCCGCGUCCUCCACCCGGAUAUUGUUCAUCAUCAGUGUGUGUGACAUACUGGGAUGCGCAGGUGUCAUCGUCCGAUCGUCCGUGUGGCUGGGCCUGCCCCACAUCAUGGACAGCACCUCGGUGGCCAACAGCACGGACGUCCUGCCGGAGGUCUUCUGCGUGGGCAGCGCUAUGUGGAUCCAGUUGUUCUUCAGCGCCUCUUUCUGGUGGACCUUCUGCUACGCGGUGGACGUCUUCCUGGUGGUCAAGACCUCUGCAGGGAUCAGCACCAUUGUCCUCUACCACAUGAUCACAUGGGGCCUGGCUGUGCUGCUGUGUGUGGAGGGAGUGGCCAUGCUCUACUACCCAUCCAUCUCCGACUGCGAAAAAGGCCUCCAGCACGCCAUCCCCCACUACGUCACCACGUACGCGCCCAUGCUGCUGGUGCUCACCGCCAACCCCGUCUUCUUCAGCCGGACCAUAUCUGCAGUGACAUCUUUACUUAAAGGACGACAAGGAAUCUACACAGAAAAUGAGAGACGGCUCGCCAAUGAUAUAAAAAUACGCUUCUUCAAAAUAAUGCUGGUGUUCUUUGUUUGCUGGGCCCCAAACCUCAUCAACGAGAGCCUCCUCUUCUACCUGGAGAUGCAGGCGGACAUCAACGACAGCAGUUUCCGGGACAUCAGGAACGCCGCCCUCACCACGUGGUUCAUUAUGGGCAUCCUGAACCCCAUGCAGGCCUUCCUCAACACGCUGGCCUUUCACGGCUGGACCGGCCUGGACGUCCACCUCAGCUUCCGGCGGGGCCGGGAGCUGGCCUGGGACUCGGGCUCCACCUCGGUGCCAAACACGGGCGGGCAGAACCCGAUGGUGGGGACCACCCUGCUCUACCAGAGUCACGUCCAGGAGGCCCAGAAGGGCGUGAUGGGGAACGGACAGCAGCACUCUGACGCCAUCAGCGUCCUCUCAGAAGGUUCAGAGUCUAGCACAGUUGAAAUCCACAUUUCCAGCGAGCUACGAGACUAUGAGGAUGUAGACGCUGACGGAGAGUCCUUGGAAAACUCUGUGAGGCACUAG
Molecule: messenger RNA, 1251 nt
Organism: Menidia menidia (Atlantic silverside)
Lineage: Eukaryota; Metazoa; Chordata; Actinopteri; Atheriniformes; Atherinopsidae
Source: the annotation of a GenBank genome assembly